This is a messenger RNA of Octopus sinensis (East Asian common octopus), 1325 nucleotides long. RefSeq lists its product as uncharacterized. Bases 350 to 1132 code for a protein of 260 amino acids. Gene Ontology annotation, molecular function: protein binding. The transcript has 6 exons. NCBI's taxonomy places the organism in Eukaryota, Metazoa, Mollusca, Cephalopoda, Octopoda, Octopodidae. The record is from RefSeq and is a predicted model, not a curated record.
AGAGUUCUUGAAUGUGACAUAACAAUUUUAGUCAAAUUUAGUCACACCUGUCACACCUGUUGUAUUAUCUCUUUGCGCGGGGAAAACCAAACGCAAGCGACGAAUUCAGAGAGAGGGUUACGGAAGGAACUACUCAAGGUGUGAAUAACUUUAAGAAAGAAAAUACUCAUUCGCCAAACCGACAAGGUAAUCUUAAAAAAAAAUAACAGUUUUCUUCAAUAAGGCCGCCAACGGAAUAGAACAAGGUAACUACCAACCUGGUAAGAUAACGCCAGACCAAUCCAAACAUCAACCGAGGAAAACGAUGAUAAAAUAUUAAUUUAUCCCGUAAACAGAGCAGACCAGGAAGAUGGUGACGAGAAUACCCAAUGUAACAAACCAACCACCAACCCAGGAACAUUUCUCAUACAGAGCAAUGCAACCAUUGACCCAGAGAGAUGAAAUUAUAAUGAAUUCAGACAACAGAAAUAAUGAACCGUCAACCCAGAAAGAAAAAACUAGAACACAGAUGUUUCUUGACUCGCAAUAUUAUAAAUAUGGAACGUUUUGUCUUCAGAUCUUUCUUUUCAUGGGAGUGGUGACUGCUAUUGUCCUAAGCCUGACGCCAUAUCAUUAUCUGCCUUCUGUAGAAUCACCUCCUUCACAGCAAGUGCAACCAAAUCCACCACUGCCUUUGAUAUCACAUCCUCCACAGUUUCACCAUGCCUUCUUCCACCUGAAAUCAACUGGUUACACAGAUUUAGAAGGAGUAACUUAUUUAUAUUGGAAGAAAGAUGAGAGCCAGAACGUAGGCGACUUUCAGUUAGUCGACGAAACUGACAUAUUUGUGCGACAAGAUGGUAUUUAUGAAAUAAGCUAUGCAGUACAGUUGCACAUACCAAAAGAUACCCUUCCAGCUAUUGUAACCCUGAUGUUUCAGAAAAAAAAUAAUGAAGAACAUUAUGUAUUUAUGAAGAAAAGUUGUAGUUCUUCAGAUAUGUCACAAUACACCAUACUACAAUCAUCGUUUACAUUCCAGCUUAAAACUAAUGAUACAAUCGUUUUGAAAAUGAACAAGGCUGGAUUCAUCAGUCGCAAUACACCAUCAGGCUAUUUGUCUAUAACCAGCUUACACAUAAAAACUCCCCAAUAAAAUGUUAGUGUUGGGUUUUAGACAUGGAUCAAGCUCCCUUUGUUUAUAAAACAUUAGAGAUUAUUUUCAUUCCUUCUUUUCUGUUGUCUGUUUUAAUCAUUGGUCAGUAGUUUUGUUGAAGCCCUUCUUUGGAGACUUUCAUUGGAUUAUAUAUUGUCUGCUACUUCUUCAGCCGUUCACAUAAGAUACGAAA